Colletotrichum destructivum is the source of this 219-nucleotide messenger RNA. RefSeq lists its product as uncharacterized. Bases 1 to 219 code for a protein of 72 amino acids. The transcript has a single exon. The record is from RefSeq and is a predicted model, not a curated record. NCBI's taxonomy places the organism in Eukaryota, Fungi, Ascomycota, Sordariomycetes, Glomerellales, Glomerellaceae.
AUGCUGACUGAAGCCACGGCUUCGGUGUCCCAGUCACCGGUUUCCUCCACCAUGACGCUUGACGUGGGUUGCGCGACUACCUGGCAGCAAGGAGGGACGGCCAGUCGUAGAGGCGUUCAGAGGGUUCAGUGGGCGGAGAGUGACAGGUCAUCUCACUUUUUAGGAGCCGCGAGUGCUGCUGGGCUUUUUCGUGUAUGUGUGUCGGCCAUUUCGAGGUGA